Pelodiscus sinensis (Chinese soft-shelled turtle) is the source of this 1012-nucleotide messenger RNA. The record is from RefSeq and is a predicted model, not a curated record. Lineage: Eukaryota; Metazoa; Chordata; Testudines; Trionychidae.
CCGCCUCUCCCCCCCCAGGGCUCGGCUCCAGCUCCAUGCCCCUGUGGGACUUCCAGGGCAGCACCAUGCUCACCAGCCAGUACGUGCGCCUGACACCGGACGAGCCAGGCAGGGAGGGCUCCAUCUGGAACCGCGUGCCCUGUUUCCUCAAGGACUGGGAGCUCCACGUCCACUUCAGGAUCCACGGCGCAGGCAAGAAGAACCUGCAUGGGGAUGGCUUCGCCCUGUGGUAUACCCGGGAGCGCCUCACGCCAGGUCCUGUCUUUGGCAGCAAAGAUAACUUCCAUGGCUUGGCCAUUUUCCUGGAUACAUACCCCAAUGAUGAAGCAACAGAGCGUGUGUUUCCAUACAUCUCUGCCAUGGUGAAUAACGGCUCCCUGGCCUACGACCACAGUAAGGAUGGGCGCUGGACGGAGCUAGCAGGCUGCACGGCUGAUCUUCGAAAUCGGAACCAUGACACUUUCCUGGCAGUUCGCUACUCCAGGGGCCGACUAACGGUGAUGACGGAUGUGGAGGACAAGAAUGAGUGGAAGAACUGCAUCGACAUUGCAGGGGUCCGACUGCCCACUGGCUACUUCUUUGGGGCUUCUGCUGGCACGGGGGACCUGUCUGACAAUCAUGACAUCAUCUCAAUGAAGCUAUUUCAGCUGAUGGUAGAGCAUCCACCGGAGGAAGAGAACAUUGACUGGACAAAGAUCGAGCCCAGCGUCAGCCUCCUUAAGUCCCCAAAAGACAACGUGGAUGACCCUACAGGGAACUUCCGAAGUGGGCCCCUGACUGGCUGGAAGGUGUUCCUGCUGCUGCUCUGCGCCUUGCUGGGCAUCAUUGUGUGUGCUGUGGUGGGGGCUGUGGUGUUCCAGAGACGGCAGGAGAGGAACAAGCGUUUUUACUAGAAGAGCUGGCCUGGCCCUGGCCCCGGCCCAACUGUGAUCUUUUCUACACGAGAGUGUACAAAACUCUGCUUUCUAAAAAGCUGUUUUUGGAGAAAUAAGAGGAGUGUUUUGGUAUCUUG